AUGCGGGUCUACUACUUCGCCCUCGCCCUUUGUGCCGCUCUUGCUGGUGUGACCAUUACUGCGUCGGAACCGGCCGAAUCGGCCAUUCCCCUGGGCAGCGUUCACGACGCCGCUAAGCAUCAAGACGGCGUCCAUUUCGAACGGUCGCUGAUGGCGGCUGAAGCUACCAAUCACGAAGCCAGGUCGCCUGUGGGAGAAGACCUGAUGCUGGUAGUCGAGCCGAUGGCACCGAAAGUCAAGUCAUGGGCUGAACGCUUCGCGCAACUUGUGACGAAUCUUCGGUUGCGUUGGGAAGUCAAGGCGUUGGCUAAACAAAUUCGAAGACAAGCAGUGACGAAGGAAGACCCUAAUUACAGUGCUGAUUUUUUGAUACGUCUGAUGACAGCAGAGCAAGCGGAUGGCUUGGCUACGUUGUACAUGAAAGAAGGCAAAGGAGACACACCCGAAGUAGCGCUAGCCAAUGUCCUAGCGGGCACCUAUGGCGAUGAGGCAAUGGUUCGGGCGCUUAUCACCCAUUCUUUCGCUCGUGAGUCUGUCGAAGGAAUGGGCGUGGGGAGAGUACAAAGCGCAAUGAUUGCGCGUUGGGAAGCGGGGGACUGCACACUGGAAACGAUGAUCAAAUGGAUUCUCGGAGUUGAUUCGCAUUUUCCAGACCAUCAAUUCUUUAAUCCUGUUGUCUUCAAACUCUUGAGCGCUGCUGGUUCAGCCAGCUCCCCCGACGUCGUGUACAAAGCCUUGUUUAAGCAUUUUGGAAACGACGUACGCCGAUUUGCAGAUGUUCUUGAAGCCGCGGAAAGCAGAGACUUUCAUGAUCAUAAAGCUGUCAGGGAAUGUGCUAGGUGGCUGGAAUCUUGGCAGAAAGUGAAUCUCAACGGGGCAGCUAUGAUUUAG
Messenger RNA from Peronospora matthiolae, 891 nucleotides. The record is from the annotation of a GenBank genome assembly. NCBI's taxonomy places the organism in Eukaryota, Oomycota, Peronosporomycetes, Peronosporales, Peronosporaceae.